Dioscorea cayenensis subsp. rotundata (Guinea yam) is the source of this 924-nucleotide messenger RNA. RefSeq names its product protein BEARSKIN2. The transcript has 3 exons. Bases 1 to 924 code for a protein of 307 amino acids. Gene Ontology annotation, biological process: regulation of DNA-templated transcription. NCBI's taxonomy places the organism in Eukaryota, Viridiplantae, Streptophyta, Magnoliopsida, Dioscoreales, Dioscoreaceae. The record is from RefSeq and is a predicted model, not a curated record. Gene Ontology annotation, molecular function: DNA binding.
AUGGCUUCUUCUUCUUCGUCGGGUUCCGGCGUGCCUCCGGGGUUUCGGUUUCAUCCUACUGAUGAAGAGCUCCUUCUUUAUUACCUCAAGAAGAAGAUCGCUUAUGAGAAGUUUGAUUUGGAGGUCAUUAGAGAUGUUGAUUUGAAUAAGAUGGAACCAUGGGACUUACAAGAGAGAUGUAGGAUUGGAUCGACUCCUCAAAAUGAGUGGUACUUCUUUAGUCACAAGGAUCGAAAAUACCCAACUGGCUCUCGAACCAACCGUGCCACCACAGCUGGUUUCUGGAAGGCAACCGGAAGGGACAAGUGCAUCAGAACUACUUACAAAAAGAUCGGCAUGCGAAAAACCCUAGUCUUCUAUCGAGGUCGUGCUCCUCAUGGUCAAAAGACCGAUUGGAUCAUGCAUGAGUAUCGCCUCGAAGACUCUGAUGAUCCUCAAAACAUCAUCUCUUCGGAGGAUGGAUGGGUGGUAUGCCGCGUUUUUAAAAAGAAAUGUUUCUUCAAAAUAGGAAGCCAAGGAAUUGAGAGUCAUACCCAAGAAAGCCAUAUGAAUACAAAAGGGAGUCAUGAGCUUUCUCGAGGUUUAACUCUUGGAGAAGCCGAGUAUCAAAAUCUCCAUCCCAAUCAUUACCCGACUAAUCUCUACAAAUCAGAGACGGCAUUGCACUAUUGGCAAAUGCCAACAAACACUUAUAGCUUCCAUGGACAAGCUCAAGACCUUCUCCAAAACCAUCGUCCGCCAAGCGGUGCCUAUGACUUCUCCGGCCUCCCUAAUGUUGAUGCUUGUGAUGGAAUUCAACAAGUUGAAGGUGAAAGAGACCAGACGGCAAAUGAGUGGGCAGUGCUCGACGGUGUUGAUGGGAGAUUCGGGAGCUCCUCUGGCACGGCAGUGCAGCAAAUGGACUUAUGGGGUUAUGGAAAAUAA